Molecule: messenger RNA, 4825 nt
Organism: Choloepus didactylus (southern two-toed sloth)
Lineage: Eukaryota; Metazoa; Chordata; Mammalia; Pilosa; Megalonychidae
Gene: KDM3A
Product: lysine demethylase 3A
Exons: 26
Coding region: 248-4213 (1321 amino acids)
Biological process (GO): regulation of transcription by RNA polymerase II
Cellular component (GO): chromatin; histone deacetylase complex
Molecular function (GO): histone H3K9 demethylase activity; chromatin DNA binding; transcription coregulator activity
Source: RefSeq, a predicted model, not a curated record
GCGCCGCGGCCUCGGCUGAGGAAGGGCGGCGGCGGCGCGUAGGCCGCGGCGGAGGUCGCCCGGGGGCCGGGCGGGGAGCUGGCGAGCGCCGGGCGCCUGGGGCGGGGACAACCCAGCCCUUCCUCAGAGGGGCGCCUCCGCCCCGGGGUGAGGGGCGCACCCGGGGAAAUUCACUUGAGCCGGGAGUCGGACUCCCGCGUCUCCCUCGGCGCUUGGGCUUCAGGAGACCCUUCCCUUGGCGCGGACCAUGGUGCUGACGCUCGGGGACAGCGGCCCGGCGCUGGUGGGGAGGCGCUUCCUGAGCCUGAGCGCAGCCGACGGCGGCCCCGACAGCUGGGACGUGGAGCGCGUCGCCGAGUGGCCCUGGCUCUCGGGCACCAUCCGGGCCGUGUCCCACACGGACGUCACCAAGAAGGACCUGAAGGUGUGUGUGGAGUUUGAUGGAGAAUCUUGGAGGAAGAGAAGAUGGAUAGAAGUCUACAGUCUUCUAAGGAGAGCAUUUUUAGUAGAGCAUAACUUGGUUUUGGCUGAAAGAAAAUCUCCUGAAAUUUCUGAACGAAUUGUUCAGUGGCCAGCAAUAGUGUAUAAGUCUCUACUGGACAAAGCUGGUUUGGGGUCCAUAACUUCUGUUCGCUUUCUAGGAGAUCCACAGAGAGUAUUUCUUUCUAAAGACCUUUUGAAGCCUAUACAGGAUGUAAACAGUCUUCGACUCUCCUUUACGGAUAAUCAGAAUGUCAGUAAAGAAUUUCAAGCUUUUGUUAUGAAACAUUUGGAUGAAAGCCAUCUUUUACAAGGUGACAAAAACUUAGUUGGUUCAGAAGUAAAAAUUUAUAGUUUGGACCCAUCUACUCAGUGGUUUUCUGCAGUCAUUGUAAAUGGAAACCCAACAUCAAAAACUCUUCAAGUCAAUUGUGAGGAGAUUCCGGCACUGAAGAUUGUUGAUCCGUCACUGAUUCAUGUUGAAGUUGUACAUGAUAGCUUUGUGACAUGUGGUAAUUCUACAAGAAUUGGAGCUGUAAAACGAAAGAGUUCUGAGAAUAAUGGAAGCCUCAUUUCCAAACAAGCAAAAUCUUGCUCUGAGGCCUCCCCCAGCCUGUGUCCUGUUCAGUCUGUUCCCACAACAGUGUUUAAGGAGAUACUACUCGGCUGUACUGCAGCAACUCCAGCUACUAAAGACACCAGACAGCAGAGUACUCCCCAAGCUGCCAACUCUCCACCUAACCUUGGAGCAAAAAUCCCUCAAGGAUGUCACAAACAGAGUUUACCAGAAGAACUUUCUUCUUGUCUAAAUACGACACCUGAAAUACUGAGAACAAAAGCAGAUGUCUGCAAAGCAGGGUUGCCGUCUUCAGAAUCCUCUCAGAUUGGAACUGGAGACUUGAAAACCCUCAGUGAGCCAAAAGGUAGUUGUACUCAGCUAAAGACAGACACUGAUCAGGAAAACAGUUUGGAGUCUGUUCCCCAACCAUUAGCUGGCCUUCUGAAGGAGUGCUUACCUACAAAAGCUUCCAAGGCAGACUGGGGAGUUGCCAAUACUCCUGAACUGCAGAGGCACCUAGAAUGUACACCCCCCACAUCUGACAUCCAUGUUGCCCUUACAGAGAAGCCAGAAGUGAAAGCAGGUGUCAAUAGUGAUAGCCCUAAUAGUUGGGCUGGAAAAAAGGUGGAGCCUUCAACUUUAGGUUGCCGGUCACAGAAUUUAAAGGAAUCUUCAGUAAAAGAUAAUGAAAGCUGUUGUACAAGAAGCAACAAUAAAAUCCAGAAUGCCCCAUCCCGGAAGUCAGUUUUGACGGACCCUGCCAGACUCAAGAAGCUCCAGCAGAGCGGCGAGGCUUUUGUUCAGGACGACUCCUGUGUGAACAUCGUGGCCCAGGUCCCCAAGUGCCGGGAGUGUCGCUUGGACAGUCUCCGCAAGGACAAGGAGCAACAGAAAGACUCACCUGUGUUUUGUCGCUUCUUUCAUUUCAGGAGGUUACAGUUCAACAAACAUGGUGUGUUGCGGGUAGAAGGCUUCUUAACACCAAACAAGUAUGACAAUGAAGCAAUUGGCUUAUGGUUGCCCUUAACCAAAAACGUGGUGGGGACUGAUUUGGACACAGCCAAGUAUAUCCUGGCCAACAUUGGAGACCACUUCUGUCAAAUGGUGAUUUCUGAAAAAGAAGCUAUGUCAACUAUUGAGCCACACAGACAGGUUGCUUGGAAACGAGCGGUCAAAGGUGUUCGGGAAAUGUGUGAUGUGUGCGACACCACCAUCUUCAAUUUGCACUGGGUGUGCCCUCGAUGUGGGUUUGGAGUGUGUGUGGAUUGCUACCGGAUGAAGAAGAAAAAUUGCCAACAGGGUGCUGCCUACAAGACCUUCUCGUGGCUCAGAUGCGUGAAGAGUCAGGUCCAUGAACCGGAGAACCUGAUGCCUACACAAAUCAUUCCUGGAAAAGCCCUCUAUGAUGUUGGAGACAUUGUUCAUUCAAUAAGAGCAAAAUGGGGAAUAAAGGCAAAUUGUCCCUGUUCAAAUCGGCAAUUCAAACUCUUUUCAAAGCCAGCCUCAAAGGAAGACAUAAAACAGACAUCCUUAGCUGGAGAAAAGUCUGCUCUUGGCGCUGUGCUCCUGCAGAAUCCCUCGGUGUCGGAGCCAGCAGCUGCAGGUGGGGAUGCAGCCACUGUGCCAGCCAGCAGCAUGAAGCCUGCUUGUGCAGCCACUACAUCUCCUUUAAACUGGUUGGCAGACCUCACUGGCGGGAAUGUCAACAAGGAAAACAAGGAAAAACAACCAACAAUGCCAGUUUUAAAGAAUGAAAUCAAAUGCCUUCCCCCCCUUCCCCCUUUGAGCAAAUCCAGUACAGUCCUCCACACUUUCAACAGCACAAUUUUGACACCCGUAAGCAACAACAAUUCUGGUUUCCUCCGAAAUCUGUUGAAUUCCUCUACAGGAAAGACAGAAAAUGGACUCAAGAAUACACCCAAAAUCCUCGAUGACAUCUUUGCUUCUUUAGUGCAAAAUAAGACUUCCUCCGAUUUAUCUAGGAGGCCUCAAGGACUGACGAUAAAGCCCAGCAUUCUGGGCUUUGACACUCCUCACUAUUGGCUGUGUGAUAGUCGCUUGCUAUGCUUGCAAGAUCCCAACAACAAAAGCAACUGGAAUGUGUUCAGGGAGUGCUGGAAGCAAGGGCAGCCAGUGAUGGUGUCUGGAGUGCAUCAUAAAUUGAAUACUGAACUGUGGAAACCUGAAUCCUUCCGGAAAGAGUUUGGUCAUCAGGAGGUCGACCUCGUUAACUGUAGGACCAAUGAAAUCAUCACAGGUGCCACAGUAGGAGACUUCUGGGAUGGCUUUGAAGACGUUCCGAAUCGCUUGAAAAAUGAAAAAGAACCAAUGGUGUUGAAGCUUAAGGACUGGCCACCAGGAGAAGAUUUCAGAGAUAUGAUGCCUUCCAGGUUUGAUGAUCUGAUGGCCAACAUCCCUUUGCCCGAGUACACAAGGCGAGAUGGCAAACUGAACCUGGCCUCCAAGCUGCCAAACUACUUUGUUCGGCCAGAUCUGGGUCCCAAGAUGUACAAUGCUUAUGGAUUAAUUACUCCAGAAGAUCGGAAAUAUGGAACAACAAAUCUUCACUUAGAUGUAUCUGAUGCAGCUAAUGUCAUGGUUUAUGUGGGAAUUCCCAAAGGAGAGUGUGAUGAGGAAGAAGAAGUCCUUAAAACUAUCCAAGAUGGAGAUUCUGAUGAACUCACAAUAAAGCGAUUUAUUGAAGGGAAGGAGAAACCAGGAGCCCUCUGGCACAUAUAUGCUGCUAAAGACACGGAGAAGAUACGAGAAUUCCUUAAAAAGGUAUCAGAAGAGCAAGGUCAGGAGAACCCAGCAGACCAUGAUCCUAUUCAUGAUCAAAGCUGGUAUUUAGAUCGAGCCCUACGAAAGCGUCUUCAUCAAGAGUAUGGAGUUCAAGGCUGGGCUAUUGUACAGUUUCUCGGAGAUGUGGUAUUUAUCCCAGCAGGAGCUCCACAUCAGGUUCAUAAUUUAUAUAGCUGUAUCAAAGUGGCUGAAGAUUUUGUUUCUCCAGAGCAUGUCAAACACUGCUUCUGGCUUACUCAGGAAUUCCGCUAUCUGUCACAGACUCAUACCAAUCAUGAAGAUAAAUUGCAGGUGAAGAAUGUUAUCUACCAUGCAGUGAAAGAUGCAGUUGCUAUGCUGAAAGCCAGUGAAUCCAGUUUUGGCAAAUUCUAAGGGUCCCGGAGACGCCUUCACACCUCUGCACAACGGAAGUGAAUUCCCGGCAGCUGUUCAAACUCUUCAGGCAGGAUCCCUGUGGACUUUGAGAUUCAUGUUACCUCAUCAUCUUUUUUAAACUGUACCUGACUUGUAAAGGGUACUCUGUCUAAUGUAUAUUUCUAGUGUUUACAGACACUAAAUGUGUAUAUGUAGUAAUUAUUUACAGAACAUUCAUCCUUAAACUGUGACUUCUCACCUAGUGCAGAACUUUUACCAAGCUGUAAAAACAAAACAGUAUACCUGCAGUUAUGCCCAGCUGUUUGGCUGGACAGCUUAGUCAUAAUGGGUCUGUAACUACUGGGAAUCACUGCACAGUUUAUUUGGGUUGUAUUUUGUGUUGGGUCUGUCUGAGUACUCCCUACCCCUUAGGGUUCAGAAGAGCAAUGGAGGAAAUGACUGCUAAUGAUACAGUUCUGACUAUAUUACACAGGACUGGCAUUAUAUAGCAGAAAUAACUACUGUACACUUCUUGGGGCUAACCAUCUUUAGUUAAAUGGAAUUUUAAUUUAAAUGAAGCUUUGCUAAUUUUAAGUGUUAAGCAUUUUGCAUUAAAAUAUUCAUAUAAUA